Molecule: messenger RNA, 2930 nt
Organism: Bombus impatiens (common eastern bumble bee)
Lineage: Eukaryota; Metazoa; Arthropoda; Insecta; Hymenoptera; Apidae
Exons: 4
Coding region: 2507-2911 (134 amino acids)
Source: RefSeq, a predicted model, not a curated record
UUCCGCCUUCUAACUUUUCCAUUAUACUUUUGAUACAUCUACCUCUUCGUGAUCUUCUCUAAUCUUCUCCGGUUCUCUGAAUGGUAGGGUGUAGAAACACUCAUUCAGAUUUAGGAGUUGUUCGAAUUCAAGUCGCUUCAUACUUCAAGUUUGUGUUUACGUACACUCUCGUUCAUAAGUAUUAGGAUACCUGCUGGUUAGCUUUAUAUCAAAGAAAAGAUCGAUCGAUCGGAAUUUUGUAUCCGUGAAAGAUCAUGAUCAAUGUGGCGAUAAUUUGAAACCGUACGAGUUGCAGUAAUAUAGCAAAUUAUCGUAACUGGAUGUUGUGUUUGUAUAAUUUUCUAGUCUGAAUACGCUCUAUCUUCGAUGCCUCUACCUUUUCGUGAUCAUCCCUAAUCUUCUCCAGUUCUGAUUUUAUAGACAGUAGAGAGGCUCAUUCAGAUUUAGUGGCGUUAAUUCAAGCCGCUUCAAACUUCAAGUGUUUAUAUAUACUGCCGUUUGUAAGUAUUAGGAUACCUAUUAGUGGAUUAUCAGAAUUUUGUGUUCAGAAAUUUAGUAUCAUGGAAGUAUUGUUAACGAAAAUAUAAUUAGCGAUGUUAAGAAAUAGACAUUAGAGCAUUUCUUAAUCUCGUAGGGAAAUGAGUAUUAAUUCAAAUUGUAAGGGAAAAAGUGACAGAUAAAAAUUUGUUCUAUUUGUUUUAUGAAAAACUAUUUUCAUGAGUUACAAACGAGUGUUAUUGAAUUAUAACAGUUGCAUAUUGAUCUUCAAAAUAUUUUCAUUUAAACACAGAUGAGAAAAAUUGAAAUGAAUUAGAUAAAAGUGUCUGGAAAAUUUAUUCAAAAUAUGAUUCUGAAUAUAAUUGAGUCUUGAAAUCAAGUAACACAAAUAUAGUGGAAAGAUUAAUAGUACGAAUACUUAAAUUGUCUGUAACUAUGUACAUAUAUCAUCCAAUUAAAGCAAUGAUCUAGAAGCACGGUUGAUGUAGAUAGAGAAGAAAUUUUAUUUGAAAAGUUUUCAAGCUAAGACUUCAAACAAGAUAAUAAUUCUAAGAGAUUUUAAUAAUGUACUAACAUUUCCAGUUUAUUUCAACCUUUUUUUACUUCUGAACAGGAAUGUAAGCUAGGUUAAUUUUAUUAAUCUUCUACUGGAUUGUCUCUACAAUUUCUAUUUUGCUUUUUAUUCAUCUUCUCCGCUAUAAAAUCACAAUAUGUACAUUUUCACUCGGUUUUAUAAUGCGUAUAGUAAUCACAAUGUCUAAAAUUAUAGUAGCGACAAUGUUGCUUUUGUUUAACAUUAAUCUUCAUUUUCUAUGUUAAAAAUUCGUGAGCAUGAAAAAUCGUUCCCCUUCUCCUUUUGUCUUCGUCGUUCAUGCUUCGUAGCUGUAAAAGCAUUGUUCCAUUUUUAUUUUGUUUUAUUUCUCAUUCUUUCCACUUCAAAGUUGCAAAAACGCGACAGAAAUUUCAUAUAGUUCCGUUUUUUUUUUUUUUUAAUUCUUUUCACCCGAAGUCGCUAACAUCCACCUUCAUCAGUCAAAUAUACGCAAAAAACCAUACACACGUAUCUUUAUUUACUUACUUUCAAACCAACAUUUUAUAGCGUAAAGGAAUUACUCAACUAAAACGAAAAAUGCAAUUUUCGAGGUUGUUCAGUAUCUUUUGCAAGAAAGUCUAAUUAAAUUACUAUAUCAUAGAUUUUCAUUGACCGUAUAAAUUUUCCGAGUUCAAUUUAAUUAACUUGUUUGAACUUUAUGCUGCAUAAAAGUUUUAUUUAUGAAGUCAAGAAAAUUAAGAAUGUAACUGGUAAUUAAAUUUUCUUUUGCACUACAGGGAUAGACAAUUAAAUUACUGCUUGUACAGACAAAGCUAUAUAUGUAGUUAGAAGGUCCUGAUAAUUACGUAUCACGAAAAUAUAAUUAAAUGUAAUUAAAUAAAGAUAGAAAGUAUAGGAAGAAAAUAUAACAGUUCGCCUUUGCUGUUUAGUUGAUUGAACUUAUUUAGGACAGAUUAUUCUAAAAUAAGCUUGUUAAACUUACAACGUAUAACAAUAUUUUUGAAACGGAUCUAAAUUCGUAAUACAAAUGAAGUCAGGGAGAUUCUAUGAUUCAAAAUAAGACGAAAAUAGAAAUUAAAUUUUGUUGGAGGUUUCAUCUUUUAGAAAAUCGAGAUUGAAUGUUUAUCAAGUGCAUGUAUAUUUGAUCAAUUCCUGAUUGAACAGAAAUGGAUAAUCGACAGAAGAAUGAAAGAAUCACGCUCAGAGGGGAUGAGCAAACGAUUCCAUGGUACCCGCUGUUCAGUAGAGUGUAACUUAUCGACCAAAUAUCGACUUACGGAACUUCAGUUUAUGAACACUUUGUCGGACAUAACGUUGAAGAGCAUUCUCGAAUCAUUAUUUAGAGGCUAGUGCUUGGCGUCGAGUGAAUCUUCAGUUUUAUUUCAACGAAAGUAGUUCAGCCUGCUUGCGCUUUAAAACUUCACCAAUUCUAUCGGCAAAGACUACUUUAUCGAGAUGGAAAAUGCGGAAGUAAUCGAGCAAAACGAUUCGUGGUCGAACGAUUUAAACGAUUCGGAUUUACAUGGCAUUCGAAAGGAAGUAUCGUCUGCAUCGAUUUAUGGAAACGGCUUAGAAUCGCCUAUAUUGGGUAGUUCUUUUCGAGUUCCGGAUAUACCGAAGAGAUAUAUCGAACCGAUAGCUCUUGAUACGUCGCUACCUUACAUUCCAGUUUAUAUGCAUUUGAAAACAUAUGAUUUAAAAUCUAUCGAAAGACCAUCAACACCUCCUAUAUUGACUGAGUUACGAUUGAAAUGUCAAAAUGAUGCUGAAUCGUGCAAAUCCUCUAAAGCUCUACCGUCCUCCAGAAGAAGCAGUAAAGAGAGGUCUUCUAUCUCCUUAAAACCGCGGGAAGCAAAAUGAAUUUGAAAAUGAUAUAUCA